Molecule: messenger RNA, 2534 nt
Organism: Syngnathus acus (greater pipefish)
Lineage: Eukaryota; Metazoa; Chordata; Actinopteri; Syngnathiformes; Syngnathidae
Gene: tpbg
Product: trophoblast glycoprotein b
Exons: 2
Coding region: 306-1460 (384 amino acids)
Biological process (GO): negative regulation of canonical Wnt signaling pathway
Cellular component (GO): plasma membrane
Molecular function (GO): protein binding
Source: RefSeq, a predicted model, not a curated record
UGUUUAGACUCUCACUCCUUGGUUUCCCAGCCGGCUACUGAGCGGCAGACUCCAACUUAGUCUGAAAGCACGGAACUGUUAAAUAGCACUUUCCGGAGACAAGGUGCAUUAUCGUUUUCGCCUGCACGUUGAGGUUUGGAGAAUAAACGCAGCGAAGAAGUUUGCCUCCAUCGCCAUCAGAAAUGAAGACCUCAGUGAAGAUGGUUUGGGGGUAGAUUAAUGGCGUUCGAGUUUGAAUUAGAACGGAUCAAGGUGAGGAAAAACUUCACUCGGAGCUGACUGUUCCAGACUGACAUUGCGCACAGAUGGUAAAAGACAAGAUGCGCCUGUUGAGCACAUCGUGCUGGUGUCAAAGCGAAGGAAUCCGAAUGAAUGCAUUCACGUCCAGUUUGAUGCAGCUACUUCUUCUCCUAGCUGUCAUACUUUCCUGUCAAGGCUGUCCGGAAAAAUGCGCAUGUUCCGGGCAAACAGUAAAAUGCCAAAACCAGGACUUGAACGCAAUUCCACAUUUAAUACCGGCCAAUUCCAAGUUCCUUGUGAUCACGGGAAACAACAUUUCAAGCAUAAAAAAUGACUCUUUUCCCAGCCGCCUGGAUUUAUUAACAGAUCUUGAUCUCAGUGACAAUGAGAUGGAGGCUGUGGAGGAAAUGGUGUUUCAUAACUUGCCAAACAUGGAGUGUCUAGACCUGAGCAACAAUAAAAUCCAAACUUUCAGCGAAAAGGCUUUUCCAGAUGACGACAAAUUGCAGGUGUUGAACCUCAGCGGGUCUUUUUACAAUCAUUCCUCUGUGAGCGGGCUCCUGAAUGUCCUAGAGAAUGACAAACUCCUCCAGCUGACAGUCUUGGACCUGUCCGACAAUGACCUUGUGCUUCUGCCAGAUGAUUCAUUCACGAGUUUAUCCAACCUGGUCAACCUCAGCUUGCAGAACACCUCCAUCAUCUCCGUCCCUAAGGGGAUACUAAAGGUGCCACGACUCCAAGACCUUGACCUGAGCCACAACAGUCUCAGGAAUAUUCCUUACACCACCCUGAUGGAGUUCAACCUGAAGCCAGACCUUCAUAUUCGCCUGGACGGGAAUCCCUGGCGUUGUGACUGUUCUAUUGAGGAUUUGUUGGUGUGGCUGAAGAACUCCACUCAGGUCACGGACAUGAAGGACCUGACCUGUGCAGAGCCUGAGCGUCUGAGGCGCCGGCCACUAUUACAGGUGGAGCAGACCCAGCUGAAGUGUUCGGGCAACAUGGAAGGUGUGCUCGAGACUUCGUAUGUUUUUCUUGGUUUGGUGCUGGCACUGAUUGGCGUCAUAUUUCUGUUGGUGCUCUACCUGAACCGCAGAGGCAUCAAGCGCUGGAUGUACAACAUCCGGGAUGCUUGUAGGGACCACAUGGAGGGAUAUCAUUACAGGUAUGAAAUCAACUCGGACCCACGUUUGGCCAAUCUGAGCAUCAAUUCAGAUGUGUAAGCAAAAGAGUGAGCUGUUGUCCGGGACAUAUUAAAUAUGACUACCGUUCAAGUUGCAUGAGUCUUCCCGCCCCCUCUUUUGUGGCUCCCAACAAACCCUUUUACCACCUCAUUUGUUCAACUACUGCUGCAUGUUCGGUACUUUGCAGCUCUGCUCUGAUAUAGACUUGUGUUCAUUUUCCUCACGUAUGGGAUCCUUGCAUGCAUUAAUUAUAAUGACGGGCUGAAAAGACUGAAAUGCUCAUGUUUACUCGACCUGAAGGACAAACAAAUGCACUGACUUUUAUGAACAAAAUGAUGGAAUAAUCCAUAUUCUAUUGAUCGUCACAUCCUUCUCCGAUGUCUCUGCGGAAAAGAAAUUAUAUAAAGCUUGUCUGUGUUCUUUCCCCUCUGUUUAAUAUGUAAACUUGUGAUGAAUGUUGGACUUAUUUGUAUGAUUAUAGUGCACAAUGCAUUUUUUUUAUUUAUUAGAUGGAGUAGUCUCAUUUUUCCUUGUAAAGAUGUCCAGUUAAAUAAAAUGCCUCUGAAUUGCUUGUAUCCAUAUUGACUGAGGGCCUUUUAAUCAUAGGAGCAGAAAUUGGCAGACAGAGGCGUUUGUAGUUAUUUGCUCGUGUGCCAGCUGCACAUCAAGCACCCAUAAAUUCCAUCUUACUUGACUAAAAAUACCACUCAUGAUAGCAGUAUUUCUAAUGCAAUGUACUAUUUCUCUUUUUAUUUUGAUAUUGAUUUGACCUAGUCAUUUAUCAUAUACAGCAUGCAUGAUAACCUCUGCUCCUCUGCCAAAAUCAUCUUUCAUUUGAACUACUGAAUCUUACUUUCUAUUAUCAUGAUACAAGUAUGUGAUGCAGCAUUAAAAUUCAAAACAUACUUUACUCUGUAUCUUUGUUGUGCUCUCAUGGCCUUAGUCCUGCAAAGAAAAAAAAAUCCCUCUCAGUAUUUGCCCCGAUUGAUAAGGUAGCCUUUAACAAUCAAGAGAAUUUUAUAAGCUCCAAAUUCAUUAAGAGUUGGGAUUUGUAUUUCUGCUGUAUCACAAGGUCAGCAGAGCCUGCAGUAAAUAAAAUAUGUGUAAUGUUGA